Molecule: messenger RNA, 531 nt
Organism: Acanthosepion pharaonis
Lineage: Eukaryota; Metazoa; Mollusca; Cephalopoda; Sepiida; Sepiidae
Source: the annotation of a GenBank genome assembly
AUGCCGGCUUACCAUUCUACUAUUCCACAUACUAAAACUGUGGGUAACAUGGCUUUGUUACCCCUUAAAACACAGUACAAGGGGCCAGCUCCUAAAGAGAGUGACAAACCAGAUAUAAUAGAUGAAGCUAUUUAUUAUUUCCGAGCAAAUAUUUUCUUCAGAAACUAUGAAAUUAAGAGUGAAAGUGAUCGUACCUUGAUUUAUAUUACACUUUACAUCACAGAAUGCCUCAAAAAACUUCAAAGGUGCACUUCUAAAAAUGCUUCCCAAAAGGAAAUGUAUACUUUGGCUUUGAAAAACUAUCCAAUCCCUGGUGAUCCAGCAUUUCCAUUGAAUGCCCUAUAUGCAAAGCCACAGAAAGGAACGGAAGAAGAAACCAUGCGUCAAUAUUUACAACAACUUCGUCAAGAGACUGGAUUACGCAUGUGUGACAAAGUUUUUGACCCACAGACAGACAAAUCAAACAAGUGGUGGCUGUGUUUUGCCAAACGAAAGUUUAUGGAUAAGAGUCUUGCUGCUCCAGGACAUUGA